AUGCCGGUCCCCACUCCAGCGAUGCCAGCUCCUGUGCCCAUGAAGGGUAUCCAUGACAUCCAUGGCCAUGGCCCAUUUGCCCAUCUCUAUGAUUACCAUGGGCUGAGCCAAACAGAACCCUUCCCACCUUACUCUACGAGCCACCCAUCAACUGCCCCAGGUUCACCAAGGUUGUUCCUGACGAGGUCGAAUUCUGGCCAUACGCCACGCAUCCGGCCCCAUGCGACGACCUUGAACAUCCCUGGAAUGACUCGCUCCAGGGCUUCCCCCGAUGGAAGGAUCCCCGACCGUGAUGUCGCCUCCAAGCUUGUCGUCGUUAUGGUGGGCCUACCAGCUCGUGGCAAAUCCUACAUUACGAAGAAGAUACAGCGAUAUCUCGCGUGGCAACAGCACAACACCGAGAUCUUCAAUGUGGGCAAUCGGCGCCGUGUUGCUGCGGGCAUAGCGACCUCGCCGAACCCGCCGGAGCCAACAUCAACGUUGACGCCCCCCAGCGGACCCGAACAAGCCGCUGCCAUUUUGUUGAAUGGCGUUCCCGCGCCACUCCCCGAGCCCACUUCCCUUGACCUGGAUGCGCCGAAUCUGGAGAAGGAGGAAGCGGAUGAAUUGAAGGACCAAUCAGCUACCUUCUUCGAUCCCAAGAAUGAAGCUGCGGCCAAAGUCCGAGAUCAACUGGCUUUGGAUACUCUUGACGAGCUUCUCAACUACCUUCUUCGACAAGGCGGCUCCGUUGGUAUUCUCGACGCAACCAACAGUACCAUUGAGAGGCGCCAGCUGAUUGUCGAUCGUGUCAAGGCGCGAGAGCCAAAGCUCGGCAUUCUCUUUAUUGAGAGUGUCUGCACAGAUAAGGCUCUUCUCGAGGCGAAUAUGCGCCUAAAGCUUUCCGGACCUGACUACAAGGACAAGGAUCCCCGCAAGUCGCUUGAGGACUUCCGAAAACGGAUUGAAGCCUACGAAAGCGCGUAUGAACCACUCGGUGAAUAUGAGGAAAAGGAGGAUUUGCAAUACAUCAGCAUGAUCAAUGUGGGCAGAAAGGUGAUCCACUACCACCUCAGAGGAUUCCUCAGCACCUUGAUUGCUGGGUAUCUCACUACCUUCAACCUCUCGCCUCGGCAGAUCUGGAUCACUAGGCAUGGACAGAGCGAGGAUAAUGUCAAGGGAAAACUCGGCGGUGACUCGCCGCUCACCGAGCGCGGCCGCGCGUUUUCCCGUGCUCUGUACAACUUCAUCACUUACCAGCGCAGGGCUUGGAUUGUUGAACAGCAAGAUAACAUGGCAGCUGCAUCAUUCCCUCCUCAGCCCGGCGACUUGACCCCGCCCUAUCCCGAAUACAAUCGCGAAAUCGAUGAGAAGAACUUUUGCAUUUGGACGUCGAUGCUGCAGCGAAGUGUCGAUACGGCACAGCUCUUCGAGGCAGAUGAUGAUUAUGACGUGAAGAAUUGGGAGAUGCUUAACGAGAUCAAUUCGGGCCAGUUCGAGGGCAAGACGUACGAUGAGAUCGCCCGAGACUACCCCGAGGAGUACCGCAAGCGCAUCACCGACAAGCUCCACUACAUUUACCCCGGCGUUGGCGGCGAGGGCUAUCUUCAGCUUAUUCACCGCAUGCGCGAUCUUGUUCGCGAGAUGGAGCGGAUUUCCGAUCACGUCCUCAUCAUCGGCCAUCGGUCGAUUUGCAGAGUUCUGAUGGCGUAUUUUAUGAACCUCACCCGUCACGAUAUUACUGACCUCGACGUCCCGCUUGGCAUGCUUUACGCCAUUGAGCCGAAACCGUACGGAAUAGCGUUCCAUGCGUACAAGUACAAUGAGCAGAACGGGUGGUUCGACGAAGUCCCCAACUACACGCCACACCGAACGGACCGCUACGAUGGUAAGGAUUAA
Molecule: messenger RNA, 1878 nt
Organism: Scedosporium apiospermum
Lineage: Eukaryota; Fungi; Ascomycota; Sordariomycetes; Microascales; Microascaceae
Exons: 4
Coding region: 1-1878 (625 amino acids)
Biological process (GO): fructose 2,6-bisphosphate metabolic process; fructose metabolic process
Cellular component (GO): cytosol
Molecular function (GO): 6-phosphofructo-2-kinase activity; ATP binding
Source: RefSeq, a predicted model, not a curated record